AUGGGGGAUUAUACUAUUAAGGAUCACGAGGGCGUAGGAAAAAUUCAAAUUCAACAAACAAACCUCAGAGAAAGGGUAGGAAUAGAUCCCCAUCUGUGGCUGGAAGACCAGUUAAGGAAGGCAGGGAACACAUCUCCACAAUUGCACAAAUACACAGUCGAAGACCUUGUGUCCGAGGUUCAUAAGGACAAAAGAAACAUCAAACACCAUGUCCGUGCAUUUCUCCUCGAUCCACAGAGGGAUGACUUCAUCAGCAAGCACAUACAAUCACAUCAUGAUGAAAUGUUGAAGGUUGCCAACGUUAUUGCGUCCCUAAUGUGUACGGCAAGCCUGCCUGACGAUGUUCUUCCAGGAGCAUUAUCAUUGAUGUCCAUUGACUUGUGGCUGGCUGACAUCGCAAAGCAGUGCAAAAUUGCGACAGAUAGCAACAAGCUCACGCUUCCGCCAUUGGCUCAUUGCGUUCUCCUCGAAUUGUCCACUCUCGCUAGUAAAGAUAAGAAUUCAGUGCGCAAUACAUUGCAGGCUAGUAUCUGGGACAAGAGUAGAGACAGCGUUUUGAACCCGGUUGUUCUAUAUUUGUGCAAGCUACGCGGAUCUCAGCCUGGUGCAGAUGACGCCUAUGAAUGUGGAUUUAAGCUUCUAGCACACAUGAUGCAAGACAAUCGGGUGCAGAUUUGA
This is a messenger RNA of Suillus bovinus, 678 nucleotides long. RefSeq lists its product as uncharacterized. NCBI's taxonomy places the organism in Eukaryota, Fungi, Basidiomycota, Agaricomycetes, Boletales, Suillaceae. Bases 1 to 678 code for a protein of 225 amino acids. The transcript has 5 exons. The record is from RefSeq and is a predicted model, not a curated record.